AUUCUGUUUUUCCUGUGUCUCAGAAUUCAAUUGCUAGCUCGAUCUUUCUCUGUCUCCAAGCAUGAUACUUGACUUUGUCACCAACUUCAUCUUGCCCCCUAUUAUAGAGGCGUUGGGUUCCGAAUCGAUUUCACGUGCUUAUAGAUGGUGGACAGCUUCCGAUUCUUCUGACCAUGAGGCGCAGCUCACAAACCUUAGAAAUUCACUAAAGAUGAUCCAGUCUAUGAUCAAUGAUGCAGAGCGAAAACAGGGAGAAAAAAGUGAUGACCCUGUAAGGCUCUGGUUACAAGAUCUCCAAAGGCUAGCUUAUGAUGUUGAGGAUGUACUCGAUGAGUGUGAUUAUGAGCAUCUUCGCUGCUGUGUCGAGACUCGUGGGGAGAAGAAGAGGAAAAGGAGUACGAUCACUUCUGAUAUUGUUGACAAGAUAAAAGAUAUUAACGUGCGCUUUGAUGAAUUAAAAGAGCGUGCACGUCUACUUAAUCUAGUGUCACGCGAAUUUCAUCCAACUACCAUGCAAUUAACCAAGACAGACUCCCUUCUUGGUGAUUCAAAAGUCUCCGGAAGGGAAGAUGAUGUUUUGAGAAUUCUUGACAUGCUGGAUGACUUGAGGGAAAAAGGGUAUCUAAUCUCUGGUGUUUCCAUAGUUGGCAUGGGAGGCCUUGGAAAGACAACAGUAGCAAAAUUAAUAUACAAAAAGGCACAGGAAGAAAAGCGCUAUGAUCUCGUAGCCUGGGUGUGUGUCUUUGAAGACUUCAAUGAGGAAACAAUUUUAAGAGAGCUGUAUGAACAUUUUAAGGCUUGUCCCCAUCCAAGUAGCAUCAAUGUGCUUGUUGAAGAUCUUGCAAAAGAGUUAGAAAAGAAGAUUUUUCUACUCGUUCUCGAUGACGUGUGGAACAAAGAUUAUUCCAAGUGGAAUGCUUUCAGUGAUCGUCUCUCCAGACUUCUGAAGACAACUAGGAAUUCUAUUGUGGUGACAACUCGUGAUGAAGAGGUAGCAUUUGGGAUGAUGAAGAUGAAUCUUAUGCUAAAUUCUAUGCAAAUUUAUAAAAUGCGUAAGUUAUCGAGUCAUGAAUGCUGGUCAAUAAUUGAGGAGAAGGUUCUCAGAUUAUCAGGAAAGCAAUCAAUUUCUUCAGAUUUGAAAGAUAUUGGGGUGGAAAUUGCCAAAAAGUGUGGGGGCUUGCCAUUGAUUGCAAUUGUCAUUGGAGGAGCAUUGAGCCGUGAAGUUCAAACGAGUAUGUGGAAGGCUAUCAGAGAUAAUAAUGCAUGGAAUUUGGAUUCAGAAGAAGGAAAAUGGAUUUUAUCUGUAUUAAAAAUAAGUUUUGAUCAUUUGCUUCCACCUUUGAAAAAAUGCUUCUCUUUUUGUUCAUUAUUUCCAAAGGAUUUCAUCAUUGAAAAGGAUGAUUUAGUUCAACUUUGGAUGGCUCAGGGAUUUCUUCACCAACCUAAUGAAAGCUCCAUGACAAUGGAAGAAAUUGGUGAUGCCUACUUUAACUAUUUGUUAUCUAAAUCCUUAUUUCAAGAUGUGAAAAUGGAUGCACAUGGAGACAUCAAAUCUUGCAAGAUGCAUGAUGUAGUGCAUGAUCUGGCAUUAACCGUUGCAAAAGAUGAAACUUUAAUAGUGAAGGCUGGUUGCAAGAUUGAUGAAAAUGCUACUAUUUUACAUUUGAGAGUCAAGCAUGAUGGAAGUGGGGUUUUAGACAUUCCAACUGCUAUCCUUGGAAGGCUGCGUUCUUUGUUCAUAGAAGAGCGGGUUGAAGUUUUCAAUCAUGUGGCAUCUGAUCUUAAAAGUUUGCGAUCUUUAAAAUUAAUGGGAUCUUUAAAAUUGAGGACACCUAAGACGGAAGAGUUGUAUCCUGCUCUUGGUGAACUAAAGCAUUUGAGAUACCUUCACAUCUCGGAUAGCAAAAUAAAGGCACUACCAGGAUCCCUUUCCAUGCUCUACCAUUUGCAAACUUUUAGACUAGCGUGGUACUUAUCUGCUCUACAGAUGCCUGACAAUAUGAGCAAUCUAGUCAACUUGAGGCACAUUUAUUUUUAUAAUGACAAGCAUGUGCCAAAGGGGAUUGGGCACUUAACUUCCCUUCAAACAUUACCUUUGUUUUUUGUUGGCAAAGAAAAAGGGUGUGGCAUUGAAGAACUGAGAGGCUUAAGCCAACUUAGUGGAGAAUUGAAGAUUGGGAACCUACAACAAGUGGGGUCGAAAUCAGAAGCCACUAAAGCAGGCCUAAAGGAAAAGACAAGAUUGCACAAUUUGAAACUGGGAUGGAAUAGAUGGGAAGGAGACCAAAGCAACCAUGAGGAGGUUUUAGAAGGUUUUCAGCCUCACUCAAAUUUGAAAGGUUUAUUCAUUGGUUAUUACAAUGGAAAGAGCUUUCCGAAGUGGAUGAUGAGGGGUGUCAAUAACUCUAGUGCUACAUUUUUGUCAAAUAACCUAGUGGAGUUGAAUUUAGAGUCUUGGGAUAAUUGUGAACAUAUUCCUAGUCUAGGACUUCUACCUAGUCUCAAGUAUCUUCGCAUUUAUCGUUUUAAAAAUGUAAAAAGGAUGGGUCAUAAGUUUGAUACCACCAGAAGUAAUAGUCCAGGAGGAGUGGAACCAAUCAAACUGUUCCCAGCUUUGAGACGACUCACCUUAGGAUACAUGAAAACCUUAGAGGAAUGGGUUGAAGUCGAUGAUGAUGAUAUAGCAGUAGGAAGCAAAGUUGAGAUUGUGUUUCCUUCCCUUGAGAUUUUGGAAAUUUACAGUUGUCCUCAGUUGGAAAUUUGGCGGAUAGGUGGAUUUUCAUCUCAUCAUAAGCUGUCUUCCUUGGAGAUCAGUGGCUGUGACAAUUUGAUAGCUAUCCCAGAUAUGGAUGAGCUCUCAUCUCUUGAAACUUUUCGGAUACUUAAUUGUGGUGCAUUAACAUAUCUACCAAGUGGGCUGGGCUCCUCCAUUUCUCUUCAGGAUUUGUGCAUUUCACAUUGCAUUAAUCUACGAAGCGUUCCAGAAGGGUGCCUGCGCUACAUCACUAGAUUGAAGAAGUUAGAGAUGGGUCCUUUCUGCGAGGAAUUGGAAUUAUUCCCAGGACUCAGUUACAUCCAUCAGCUCAACUCCUCCCUUGAAGAUUUAGCAUUAUAUGGAUGGGAUAAAGUCAAGUCUUUGCCAGAUCAACUUCAACAUCUCAUUGCAUUGAAAAAAUUGACUCUUGAUGGAUUCAAAGGAGUGGAAGCUUUUCCAGAAGGGUUGGGAAACCUCGCUUCUCUUCAACAACUUUUCAUUUCUGAUUGUGGAAAUCUAAAGCAUCUGUUUCCACUCCAAGCCUUAAGAUCCCUUCAUAGUUUAUCGAUUGGUCCUUUCUUCUCGGAGUUGGAGGAGAUUCCAACUCUCAGUUGCACCCAUCACCUUCAUGCUUCCCUGAAAUAUUUAGGUUUGCAAGGAUGGGAUAAAGUAAAGUUUUUGCCAGAUCAGCUUCAGCAUUUCACUUGCCUCCAGAAAUUGUGUCUAGAAAAUUUCAACAGAGUGGAAGUUUUACCAGACUGGUUGGGAAACCUCUCUUCUCUUCGACAGCUGCACAUUACAAAUUGUGGUAAUUUGAUGAGUAUGCCUUCUGUUGAAGCCAUGCAACGCCUCACCAACUUACGAUAUCUUGAGAUUGUUGGAUGCCCCAAAUUGAAGGAAAGAUGCACCAAAUAUAGCAGAGCUGAAUGGUCCAAGAUUUCCCACAUUCUCCAAAUCAACAUAGAUGGGCAAGAGCCUUGGACAGUGGCAGUUGGAGAAGAAGAAUGUAAUGAUGUUCAAGAAAUGCUAAGAAGACUUAUUUCAGCUCUUUCAGCUCUCUUCUUUUCUGCUGAGAAGAAUAUGCUUGGUACCAGUGUUAAUGGUGGGCGAGAAGGUCGACCAAUUGGAGUUUACGAGCUUGCAGAAGCAGUCAAAGAGCUGGGAGCAGGAGAAAUACUGCUUAACUGUAUUGAUUGUGAUGGUAUUGAACCUCCACACUCAUCAUGAAUAAAAAUUCAAGGCUGUUGUGUCAACAUCUUUAAUUUUGUUGGCUUGGCUCAAUUAGGACUUGUUUACCAUAAUUAAGAUUGUGAUUGUAAGGAACAAGAUUACAUGUUGCUUUUACCGGAGCAGGUCUGAGUAAUUAAGAACAAAUCUUGUAAUUUCUUCAUUAGUCUGUGUUUAGUGAACCUCAAUAUAUCAUCAAUUGAGUA
Rubroshorea leprosula is the source of this 4188-nucleotide messenger RNA. NCBI's taxonomy places the organism in Eukaryota, Viridiplantae, Streptophyta, Magnoliopsida, Malvales, Dipterocarpaceae. The record is from the annotation of a GenBank genome assembly.